CGAGGAUGCACUGCUCAGCCCCGCACAGCGGCUCAGGGAGGCAGGGGAGCCGGGAGAGAAAGGGCAUUGCGCUCUGAGUCCGGCCCCGACUCACGGAGGGACGCACUGGGACUGGGGGGGAUUGACAGGCAGAGCCCCCUCAGCAUCACCCCAGGGUGGGGUACAACAAAGGCUUCCAUCCCCGGCAGGGGCAACCGGACUACAAAGCUCCAUCCUAAGGAUCCCCGGCAUAGUGCAGAACUGCCUUUCUAAGGAUUAUUUACCCCAGGCUGGGGGUUAUAUGAGAUCCCAUCAUUGUCUGAAGGAUUUAUCUGCCCCCCAGGAUGGGGAAUCUGGGGUAACAAGGCUGCUGUUUCAAGUAUUGGCUGCCCCAGUCUGGGGCAUAUUAGAUACGGAGAGAGUCACUUCUAAGGAUUAUUAACCCCACUUUGGGAUGUAUGGGACGCUUGUCUUCUAAGGAUUAUCUGCUCCGGGCUGGGGUAUAUUUAGAUGCCACUGCCAAGUCUUAUCUACCCCAGGUAGGGAGAUACCAAGACUGACGCUCCCAAGACUUUAAUGGGGCAAAUGACAUUCAGUAACCACUUAUCUUCCCCAGGGAGGGGUAUAUAACACCCAAAGGCUGCGAUACCAGAGGAGUACUUACCCCAGGGUGGGGUAUAUAACACCCAAAGGCUGUGAUACCAGAGGAGUACUUACCCCAGGGUGGGGUAUAUAACACCCAAAGGCUGCGAUACCAGAGGAGUACUUACCCCAGGGUGGGGUAUAUAACACCCAAAGGCUGCGAUACCAGAGGAGUACUUACCCCAGGGUGGGGUAUAUAACACCCAAAGGCUGUGAUACCAGAGGAGUACUUACCCCAGGGUGGGGUAUAUAACACCCAAAGGCUGUGAUACCAGAGGAGUACUUACCCCAGGGCGGGGUAUGUAACACCCAAAGGCUGCCAUACCAGAGGAGUAUUUACACCAAGGAGGGGUAUAUAACACCCAAAGGCUGCGAUACCAGAGGAGUACUUACACCAAGGAGGGGUAUAUAACACCCAAAGGCUGCGAUACCAGAGGAGUACUUACCCCAGGGAGGGGUAUAUAACACCCAAAGCUGCCAUACCAGAGGAGUACUUACCCCAGGGAGGGGUAUAUAACACCCAAAGCUGCGAUACCAGAGGAGUACUUACCCCAGGGAGGGGUAUAUGACACACAAAGAAAGCCAUACCAGAGGAGUACUUACCCCAGGGAGGGGUAUAUGACACACAAAGAAAGCCAAACCCAGUGAUUACCUGUUAUACCCCUGGGAGAGGUAUAUGAAACAAAAGAACUGCUCUGCCCAGCACUUCCUACCCCGCAGAGGGGUAUAUACGGCUAUGGAUCACACACAGUAACAGCCCUCCCCCAGGGAAACAGAUGGAUAACAAAGGGGCACGCCUGGGCAGGGAGUUGCCCCCACAAUAGGGGGGUAUUUAGGUGCCAGCGCUCAGACACAAUGAGGGCUGCGCUAACCCUGAUCCUUUCCGGCUUCCUCCUCCUAGUGGGGGGCAUGUUACUGAGCCGGAGGGAACCCCACCCCAUUGAGCACCCCAAGGACCCUCCUCAUCGAUUCCCCCGCUCUGUAAGGACUCCCCCCACAGUAGGGGCCACUUUCCAUUCUGCGGGUUCCCCUCCCCUUACUACUGGAUAUAAACCUACAGAUAAGAGCACAAGGGCCCCCGCUGACUCCCCCCUGGAGCAGGGUAUCUUCUGGCCCCCGGCGCUGGAGCAAGCCCUGCCCAUGGGGUUCCCGCUGGAGGCUGCGGAGCGGUGGAAGGAGACUGCUCGCUCCGCGGGUGUCGUGGCUUUAGAGAGAGGCUGCGGAAGGAGCACUAACCGUAUGGCGACCCUGUCCGACGGGAGUCGGGUGUGUGUGCGCUACGGGAUCAACCCCGAACAGAUCCAGGGGGAACUACUGUCCUACUACCUGUCCCGCCUACUGGGGCUCCGGGGGGUCCCACCCUGUGUGCUCUCACGGGUGGGCAGCCCUCAGUGGGCUCCUGUACAAACAGAACUAGCGGCCACAGGGUGGACCCAAGGAGCCCUGGUGAGCUUCACCCCCUGGCUGCACAAUCUAAGCUCAGUAUUGCCCCCUAUGGCUUUACGCGCCCAGGAUGGAAAGCUCCGCCCCCUGCGCACAGAGCUCGGCAAGGGCGGUGCCACCAUGCUGGAGUUGGCGCAAUGGGCAGACCUCAUUUUGUUUGACUAUUUGACUGCCAACUUUGACCGGCUAGUGAGCAAUCUGUUCAGUCUUCAAUGGGACCCGCACAUUAUGCUACGCGGUACCAACAACCUACACCGCACCCCGGAUGGGGCCCUGGUACUGCUGGACAACGAGGCUGGCUUUGCUCAUGGUUACAGGCUAUUGGGUACCUGGGACAAAUACAACGAGCAGCUGCUGGGCACCGUGUGCGUGUUCCGCCGGAGUGUGGUGCGCAAAGUGCGCGAAAUGUAUCUGGCGCGGAACUUUGCGCAGGAGCUGCAAGCGCUUUACCUACAGGAGGAGCCGCUGGCCGCGGAACUCGGUCUCCUCUCUGAGGCCCAGGCUCAGACUCUACAGGGCAGGGUGGGACAUGAGUAUAAACACAUGCUAAGCUGUCAGGACAAGUACAGCUGAAUGGGAGAGUGUGCGACUUACCCUUUAAAAACCAGAGGUAGCCAGUGCCAAGCCCAUGUGGAUAAUGCUGGGUUACUGAGACAUUUGUGUGGGUUGUAGGGCAGAGUUGCCUAAAUGCUGCUCACUGUGCUAUAGGGGAAUGGUGUUAAGAUGGGAGUAGUUAGUACAGAGAGGAUACAAGGGCCCCUGGCUGGUAUGUUGCCCAGACUAGGGUAUUACAGCUGGGCAGACACUGAUGGUAUUUUGUGUAAGAGGGGUAUUAAGGGUCCUGGAAUUGGAUGACGUGUGUCCAAUCACUGGCAACCAUUCAGGAAGGGUUUCAGGGGUCAUGGAGCUGGAUGAAGUCCGACCAAUCACUGACAGCCAUUUGAUAAUGAUCUGAGUUAAAGGCAAAGCUAUGCAGGGUGUUCGCCAGGGCAUGCCCACAUCAAAGACCAGCAUUUCAUACACAACAUUACUCCCACUUCCUGUGCAAUUAGCCCUGUCCUUUUCCCACACUCCCUUGGGCUGGGGGGGUAUUAGCUAAAUAAUAUAAUUACAGGUCCAACCACAACAAAUAUGGGAGAGGGGUCAAUUAACUCGGGGACUGGUACAACUGGGCAAGAUAGGGUAGAACUGUGCCAAAUAACGUGCCACUUGCAAAUUAAAAAAGGGCGCAGCUGCCCCAGAACCUCUUGGGAGAGCAGAGGUGCCAACUUAUUUCUGCUGAUAAACAACAGCCCAAUGGCUGCUCAGUGGCCUCUAGUGUUGUUAUUUGUUUUAAAGGGGAAGCUAACCUAAGACAUAAUAAGACAAACAAUUAGUCCUCAUCUAUAUUGCAUUUUUAAAACCUUUACAUUUUUUCAUGCACCCCAAGGAUAAAGGCAAAUCCAGUUGCUUAGAACUUUUCCACCUGCAACAUAUAAUUAUUUGAUCUAUAGGUAAGUUCCCCUUUAAAUCGUUUAACCAAUCCCUCCCUCUAUCGCCUGCUCUAGGGGGCAUAUUGGGCUUCAGAUGUUCCAUAUUAUUCAGGAAAGGGCCCAGUAGCGAGUGCAAUUGGACAGACAGGUGUAAGGGGUAGGGGGUUUGCUUUAUCAUCCACUUAUUGUACAGCGCUGCGGAAUAUGUUGGCGCUUUAUAAGUAAAUGUUAAUAAUAAUAAUAAUAUCCAGAAACUGGGCAGCCCAGGGGGCCUUCUGACCCUCCACCCAUUCCCUUGUCUCCCCAUAAGCUGCUGUAGCACAGCAUUGCCUUGCCAUCUCAUUUAUUGCAGCAGGGGAUUAUGGGAGCUGUAGUUCUAUAACAGCCAGAGCAGUAAACCUACCAUAAUGCUCCUGUAUAAAAACCUAGGGACCAAUAUGACGGCGCCGGUACUCCGGCUGCGUAGUUUUAUAGGCAAUAAGCAGAUUGCCUCAGGACCAAAAAGCCCCGUUAGUGCAAAUGGUACUUUCCAAGGGGAAGUAAAAUGUAGCAUGAUAUUGAUAUUAAUAUAUGUGUUAGAUAGGGAAAUCUUUUAAAGCUCCCAUUGCUCCUUCUUUGUCCAGGGCUGGAGUUUGAGCCUCUCAGGUUCCAGGCUAUGUAGCUGCUGUUGAACUGCAACUCCCAGCAUCCUCAGCGCUGCAGUUCACCAAUAGCUGGAGCAUUGUAGGUUUAACAUCCACUAUAUACUGAAACUAUCUUAUUAAAUUGAUAUAUAGUAUAAUAUAUGUCCCUAGUACUGUACAUUCCCCCCCCCCCCCACUCUUUAGUGCCAAGGGCAAGUACCCUUUCUGCCCUACCCUAAUGCCCACCCUGCCCAAUACACAAAUGCUGUGACAGAUAAUAAUAAAGUGAUGGCGUCGGUACUCCGGGCCCCUGGGGGACGUCGGUUGAUGGACAGACGCAGGCUGCAGCGCAGUGUACAAGUUAUUGACAUUCCAGAUCUCUGCGGCACAAGGGCAGGCAUCUUUAAAGGGCAAGAACAAACUUUCCCUUUAACCCUUCAGGUCCUGGUGCUGUAAUCCCCCCAGUAGCCAGAGGCUGCAUCUGUCAGUUCCGAGAGUUGCAGUUCAACAACUGUGAUUUCAAUCACACUCAGCUUGCCUUUAUAAUGGGGGGGGGGUAUUAUAAAUGUUUACUUCCCCUUUAUCCGCAGGGCAAGAUUAUGUGCAGAUAGGUAGAAAACACUGGAUCGCUUACUGCUACACGGUGGCGACAGGUUGUGUCAGAGAGUUGUGGAGCCGAGCACAAUAGGAACUGGAUUUUUGCUCCCAUCGCUAUGCCGACAGGCUGUGGGGGUCCUGCCUUCAACAUCAUCCUGGGAAUUCCCAAGUGUUGUUGGGUAAAUUUGUUAUCAUUGUUUCCUAUGGAGAAAGCCACACUGCCCACAGGAAACAAUGAGAGCUACUUUUACAUUCUAGAAAUGUUUGUUUUUUUUGAGUUUCCUCCUUAACCCCUUAAUAGGGCAUAUAGUGAUGUAACUGUGUCACAGGGAGGGGCAGAAGGCAAGACCCCCAACUGUCAGCUGUAUGGUUUCCCCUCCCCAGACCCUUUAAAUAGGGGAGGGAGUAAUUGGCAUGCCUCAGGUUGUGAGUCAGACCACCCCAAAGCAUUUUAUUUUGCAGGGGGGGCAGUUCUGUUUAGUUAUGCCACAACCCUAAUCCACCCAGCCAUGCCUGAUUAUUCCAUAACCCAUCCAUGAAACACCCAAAUUCACAUUUUUGUGUCUCUUUGGGCCCCCCCGUCACAUUAAUAGGGUUCCCUUUACUAUCAGCCACAUAUGGAAUCUACAUCCUGCAUGGCUAGUUAGCAAUUAUAUUAAAUGCAUUCUGCAUGGCUGCAUAUAAAUCACUUCAGUCUGCAGCAUGAGUCUAAAUUGAUUGCUAGCCAUGCAGGAUCUGGACAUGGGCAGCCUGCCAGGGAGCCCUUGUUGCUGGUAAUUGUGGGGGAACAAUUUUCCUUAUGCAGCCACUGGUAAUCUGUGCACUAUAGGAAGUGAUAUGUGCACUCACAAAGCCUUCCCCGGGGCUGUUACACAGAAGCUGUAACAAUGUAACUGUCUGAAAGUUUUCUUAUAAAACAAGGGAAAGUGCCAGCAGCUUCCCCCCCCCCCCCCCAUGGCCAGCCUGGGCUGGUAUAGACCUAAUAAAUAGCUGUGUGCCCAUUAACAGCUGUUAGUGCCACUGACCCCGGGGGCUGGCACAGGCUCGCUGAGUACAGAGACAUCAUUCAUCUCUAUGCGGAGCAGGUUACUGGGGUGAUUUAUGGAGUCUGCUGCGGUCAGGGAGCCGUAUGUGGCGCAGAGAGCUCUGUCACCGGCUUGUCAGGGGGCUAAUCUCUAUGGGAAGGUGCAUGGAAAGCAUUAGCCUCCCUGCCCGAGGCUUUAGAGCUGCACCGUGACUCUUAUUAACCCCUUACCAUCAUCUACUCCGCACACCGGGUAUAUAAUAUUAUUAUUAGCCCUUAGCUAUAUAGCACCGACAUAUCCCCCAGCACCGUACAGAGCUUACCCAUCAGUCCUUGCCCAGCAGAGCUUACAAUCUUAGGUCCCCAUUAAUAGGGGCAAUUGUAUCAGGAGCCAACUAACUAGCCUGUACGGUUUUGGAGUUUAGGGGGAACCCAUGUACCAACAGGAAUCACCCCGUGCCCUGGCUUUAGUGGAACCAGCGCCAUUUUGGCUUUAGGUGGCACUUUACUAGGGCCCCAGGAGGCAGCAGAUCCACUGUUAAAUAUGACCAAUUACCUAACAGCUUAGAUAUUUUCAGUAUAUACUGAACUUGCCCAACCAACACUUGUCAACCUGUAAGGGCCCCAAAUGUCCUGUAUCCAUAACGUAAUAUCAGCCAUGGGGUAGAAGUGGCAUGUAGGCCGAGCUGGCAGUGAGAUUAAUAUGGAGAUAUAUGGGGUUAUGUAAUAAAAGGCACUAAGUUUGCCCAGGUGCAGUAACCUAUAGCAAUCAGCAGGUAGCAUUUACUGGUCACCUGUUUAAAAGCAACCAUGUUAUUGGUUGCUAUGGGUUACUGGUCCUGGGCAAACUUAGUGCCUUUUAUUAAAUAUGGGGGAACUAGCGUCGGCGGCUCGACACAUACUUACACUGAAAGCCAAUUUGCACUUUUAUUGCGUCCCGACAUUUUCUACCCGCGUUUAUGUACAAAAAAGAACUUAUCUGGGUCGGUUUAUCUGGAAUGUGCGGAGAAUGUGCUGUGAGACCCGGAAUAAACUCUGUGAAAUUUGAAUACAAA
Molecule: messenger RNA, 6835 nt
Organism: Xenopus tropicalis (tropical clawed frog)
Lineage: Eukaryota; Metazoa; Chordata; Amphibia; Anura; Pipidae
Gene: fjx1
Product: four-jointed box kinase 1
Exons: 1
Coding region: 1477-2637 (386 amino acids)
Source: RefSeq, a predicted model, not a curated record